GAAAGAGCCUGGAUCCAAUGAGAACAUUGGAAGGCAUGUAUUGUGUGUGAUAUAUUAGGAAUGACCUUCCAGAUUUUAUUCUGAGCAGAAGAAACCAGAAUUUGUCGCAAUGGCUGAUAAACCGGAUCUAUCAGAGGUGGAGAAAUUUGAUCAUCGGAAAUUGCGACAAACUACCACGAAUGAGAAGAAUACUCUUCCCUCUAAAGAGACCAUUGAACAGGAAAAGGAAGCAUGCAAAGAAUAAUAAAAGCUCUUUGACCCUUCCAGUCUAACUUUGACCACCUCUUCACUAAUCCUCCGUAUCUGCUGGCUGUAGAAACAAGUUACUUUUCAACUGGACCCUAUUGCCACAUCUUCCACAAAUAAAUGCAUUGUAAAAAUGAAA
This is a messenger RNA of Pseudophryne corroboree (corroboree frog), 385 nucleotides long. RefSeq names its product thymosin beta-15A homolog. NCBI's taxonomy places the organism in Eukaryota, Metazoa, Chordata, Amphibia, Anura, Myobatrachidae. Gene Ontology annotation, cellular component: cytoplasm. Gene Ontology annotation, molecular function: actin monomer binding. Gene Ontology annotation, biological process: regulation of cell migration; actin filament organization. The transcript is spliced from 3 exons. The record is from RefSeq and is a predicted model, not a curated record. Bases 110 to 244 code for a protein of 44 amino acids.